GUUCGCGCGGCACCGCGCCGGUUAGUUGGCCGGUCGACGCACGAACCAUUCGCCAUACGCACGUGUGUCCGAGCGCACAAUCGCCGCGCGCGCGUUUUACCGCAGCAGUCGUCGAGACCGUCGUCGCGAUAUUUGUAAUCGUAUUAUUUUUCUCUCCGCAGCCGUUCGAUCGGUGGCGGCGAUACGUCGUAAUAAUAAUAAUAAUAAUAAUAAUAAUAAAAAAUAAAUCCGUCGUCGUCGUCGUCGUCGUCGCGAGACGCUUCCGGUCUUCGUCGUCGCGGUGGCCCGUUUUCCGCCGCUGCCCGGAAACGAUCAGCUCGCGCGUCACCGCCAUCGCGUCCGUCGGCCGGCCGGCCGUCCCGGAGUCGAAGUGUCCGCGUCCGCCGCCCAACCGGAUGGCAUGAGCCGCAGACCCGUCGCAGUCGCAGUCGCCGCCGUGGUCGCCGUCGUGGCGGCCGUGUCGUCGAUGUCGGCCGUCUCGGCGGACACCGUGUCCGCCGACGUGCUGCCGGACGGCGAGGUCGAGAUCCGCGUGAGCAAGGGCAACGUGACAGCUAAACGGACGUCGUUCACGUCACCAGAAACCGGCGAGGAGUUGAUGUUGCACCAGGUCACGGACGGAAUCCAUUUCAUGCAAAUGAUAUACGGCACAGGAAUGACGCUAUUCGACUGCGAGUACGUCAAGGAACCCGAGACGGCCACGAAUUUCGUUCGGGAAUUUUGGAAUGAGGAACAAGGCAAAAAUAACACGGUUGGGUCCUUAACUAAAGAAUAUGCCUCCAUGGUAAAUUUCAAACAUUUGAAAAAAGCUUGUCAAAAAAACCAUAAGAAAACUAGAAGAAGACUUGCAAGCGAGUAUCAGCAGCAGCAUCACGAGAGCAUCACUAACGUGGUCGGUAACGACAGCAAACGCAGAAAGAGAGAUCUGAUGUCCGUGUUGAGAGUUCCUGGCACAAAGUGGUGUGGAAAAGGGCGUUCGGCGAAAUCGUACAGACAACUCGACGGGUUCGGUGGAGCGGAUCGGUGCUGCAGAGUCCACGACACGUCUUGUCCGAUGUGGAUUGGCGCUUUGCAAAGUAAAUACGGUCUGUUCAAUUGGAGGCUGAACACGCUCAUGCACUGCUCGUGCGACCGAAGAUUUCGGUCGUGUUUGAAAACGAUCGGUACCGGAUCUGCAAACCUGAUUGGCAAGCUGUUCUUCAACGUGGUGCAGACCAAGUGUUUCGUGCUGAAACGUGUGCGGGUGUGCACGAAAAAGACGUGGUGGGGCAAGUGCCACAGACACGAAAGUAGGAAGAAAGCUUACAUCAGGAACAAUCUUGCAUAUUGAACAAAAUUUAACUUUUGUAUAUAAUAAACCUUUGUAUGUAUAUAUAUAUAUACAUACAAAUUAUUUAUAAAUAAAUUAUAAGACUUCUCAUUCUCGUCGAACUCUGCAGAGCGACUUAUUUUCCAUACGAAGUAGUGGUAUAUUCAUCAUACACACACAUUCACUUCUACACUUUAUAUACCUAGCCGGCAAACGGAUCUUUUUUGUGUAUUCAUAGAUACAUGUCUAGCCAUAAAUUACGUUUAUGGGUGCUUAUAGGUACUGAACGCUAUCAACUGUUAUUAUUAUACUAUAAAUCAUCCUAAAUUAUAUUGUAGAAUAUGUACGAUUUGUAGUUUUUUAUAAAGUGA
This is a messenger RNA of Melanaphis sacchari, 1680 nucleotides long. RefSeq lists its product as uncharacterized. The coding region runs from base 401 to 1330 and encodes 309 amino acids. The transcript is spliced from 4 exons. Gene Ontology annotation, biological process: phospholipid metabolic process; arachidonate secretion. The record is from RefSeq and is a predicted model, not a curated record. Gene Ontology annotation, molecular function: A2-type glycerophospholipase activity. NCBI's taxonomy places the organism in Eukaryota, Metazoa, Arthropoda, Insecta, Hemiptera, Aphididae.